AUUUAUUAUAAAUUUAAGAUAACCAUAGAUGGGGAUCCCACCUAAAAGGAAUGUUAUGCAUAAGCUAAUCACUAAAUACUUCAGAGUUGGCAGGAAUAGUCCUCCACACCCUGAAGCAGUGAAGUAUCAGAACCAGCUCAUUAACUGCUGGGAAAGAUAUGGAGUAAAUAACCCGAAAUGCUCACAUCUUAUCGAGGUGUUUGAUUAUGGAUGGGGACUUAAUUUAGUCAAGAAAGAUAAAUUUACUCAACAAUUAUCAGGAUACACAGAUCUUGCCAUGAAACCAAUGGAUCUCACGCCAAAAGCUGCCAAAAAGAGAGCUGCUGCAGAGAAAGUUUACUGGGCAGGAUACCAAAGAGGAGUAAAGGACCCAUUGAGACCUCCAACUCUGUACUAA
This is a messenger RNA of Moneuplotes crassus, 397 nucleotides long. NCBI's taxonomy places the organism in Eukaryota, Ciliophora, Spirotrichea, Euplotida, Euplotidae. The record is from the annotation of a GenBank genome assembly.